AUUUUAGCUCAAUUUAGCAAAUCGGAACAAACCCUUAGUUGCUACGGAAUAGUAUUGGAUAAUGUAUUUUUCAAGAAAAACACAAGUUAAAAAUGAAAUUGCUUUACCAUCUCACAUUCAAUUGUUACUUUACUUGCCAAAUUACACUUAAAAACGUUUAAAAUACUACUCCACAUUAUUUAUAAUCACCUACCUAAUAAGUCGUUAAUACUCUAAUCUAAACUUAUUUUUCUUAAACUUAUUUUAUUCGAACAAAAUUUAGUUGUUAAAACAAGAUAAACAUUACAUGACCUACAUGUGAUAAUAUAAACUCCUCCCUUAUUUUUUAACCCAAAAAAAAAAAAAAAAACUCCUUUAUUUUGUCCAUUAUUUUAAAUAUCUAAUAAUCAUUUUAUGCUUAAAAUUGACUAAGAUGACAUUUGUCACGAUGUCAUUAAUAAUUUUCCCUCCUUUUUGCACUUUCCUUUUUUUUUUUUUUUUUACCAAAUUUUAAUGACUUCCAUUUUAUAAGCUACAAUAAUACUUAUUUCUAUUUUGACAACAUAUCUAAUCCAAUAUAUACUAUUAAUCUUUUAGUUACAAGUAUACAAACAUAGAUUAAAAAUAAGGUAUUAAAUAUAUCAUUGUCCAAGAUUAUUAUAAUAUUAAGGAGUAUCAAUUUUUUCCUCCAAGCUCCAACAUUAAUCAUUUGACAUUAAUCGUUAUGCAAUGUGAUUAUUAAAAUUAAAAUAAAAACCGCUACUACUCACUAUAAAUACAUUUUUAAAAAGUUGAUUAUGGAAUACUAAUUAUCCUAAAGUAAUAUAAAUCAACUAAAUUUUCAUUUAAUGUCGGUCAAAGUGUGUCAACAAAAAUAUAAGGACAAAUGUAUAUUAGUUUGUAUUCGGGUACUGACCUUUUAUUUUUUUUUCCCUUUUUUUUAAGACAUAUACGGGUACUAACUUAAGCUUAUAUUUUCGUUUUCUUAUAUAAAACCUAAUAGCUUCUAAAUUUCUAUUAAUAAUUUUUUUUAAAAUUCAAAACAAUAACCUUUACGCAUUUGGUAUAAAUUAAAAUUCAAGUUAUUUUGUCACAAAUAUUUUUUUUGGAUAAAUUGUUAUAUUAACAACCAUUCUUUAUUCCCCUCAAAAAUAAAAAAUAAUAAAUAAAUAAAUAAAAACCAUUCUUUAUAAUUUUUAUUGUAAAGUUUAAUUAUAACAGUGCAUGGCGCGGGACUUAACCUAGUUCCAAAUAAUCCAUAAUAUGAAGUUUCCCUUUAGGACUCGUGUCUCCCAUUCCUUAGCUCACUCGUCAAGCAUUUUCUAGUUUUUAUUUUCCGUCCAACAAAAAAGUCAAAAAAAUUCUGACUCUUCACACACACUCUCUUCACUUCGUCACUUUCCCAUUCCUUCACCCACUAAUUCCGCCUCUGUUUCAAAAGCUUCCCAUACAUGCUUUCUUUAUAUACUUCCAUAAACACCUAAAUUACCAAAUUCCCCAAAUUCAAUCUCACAACCCCAGAAAUUCUCCAUUUUUAGGGUUCUUCCUCAAUUUUCAAUUCCCUAAAAUGGGUGCUAAAUCCAGUAAAGGUCCAAACAAUCCAAACCCACCUACAAUUGAUGAAAAUACAAAUACUCAGAUGAACAAUUUCAACAACACUGGUGAAUUAAGCUCGUAUUUACAGGCCUGUCAAUUAGACCCAGAUGUUCAAGUCUUCGAUUCUCACCUCCAUGAACGAACUACUAACAUCAUCAAUUCACUUGCUAAAAAUAGCAAUGACUCAGCUGAAGAAGAUGGUGGAUUUGAGGUUCAUUCUGUAUCUCUUGAUUCUCUGCGACAAGUUGCUGGUUGUUUAAUUGAUAUGAAUCAAGAAGUUGUUAGGGUUAUUUUAGAGUGUAAGAAAGAUAUUUGGAAUAAUCAGGAAUUGUUUGGUUUAGUUCAAGAUUAUUUUGAGUAUAGUGUUCAAACCCUUGAUUUUUUUACUGCUCUGGAUAAAUGUCUUAAAAGGGUUCGUGAUCGCCAGUUGAUUAUUCAAGUUGCAUUGCUUCAAUUAGAGGAGAACAAUGGUGAUCAAAAUAGGGAUUAUAGUAAAAUUUUGCAGGAAUUGAGGAAUUUUAAAGAGGCUGGUGAUCCUUUUACUACUGAAUUUUUCAGUAUGUUUCAAUCUGUUUAUAAACAGCAGGUUGUAAUGUUUGAGAAAUUGCAGCUCCGAAAACAUAAGCUUGAUAAGAAAUUGAAAUCGUUGAAGGUUUAUAGGAAGGUGUCUAACAUUAUAUUUGCAGCCUCUUUUAUUUCUGUGAUCAUUUGUUCUGUUGUUGCUGCUGCCAUUUCGGCCCCUCCGUUGGUUUCGGCUCUGGCUGCUGCUGCUUCUGCUCCGAUGGGAGGGAUUGGAAGGUGGAUGAAUUCGUUGUGGAAGAAGUAUGAGAAUGAAUUGAAGAAUCAGAGGGAAUUGAUUAAUUCAAUGCAAGUUGGGACUUACAUUGCAAUUAAGGACUUGGAUAGUAUACGGAUUCUUGUUGAUAAGUUAAUGGUUCAGGUUGAAUCAAUGUUGGCACAUACUGAAAUCGCGCUAACUCAAGAGGGGGCUGUUUCCGUGGUGAUAGAGGAGAUUAAGAAGAAGCAGGCUGAGUUUUUGAAGGCAAUUGAUGAGCUUGGGGAGCAUGGAAAUAAGUAUAGUCGAGAUAUAAGAAGAGCUAGGACAGUGAUCCUGCAGAGGAUCAUCAAGCAUCCUAAUGAAGAUUGAAUCACUACUUGUUUCAGCUGUUUGUUGUAACAUUAUUGUUAAUCGUUAUAUGACUUAGAUCCCAUGUUGGAUUGUUGGUUGUGUGAUUUCAAAGAUUCUGAAUUUCGAGAUGUAGGAUUUCGUGGCCAUUGCCAUCUUUCUUGCAGGCUUUGCAGCUACUGCUUGUGAGAUAUGGAGACAGCUUCAUUUGAUGUGUGGUAUAGUCUAAAUUAAGUUUACAUCAUUAAAAAAAAAAUGUAUACUAUUUGGAAGCACACUUAACUUCAUGAUUGUUGUUUUACAUCUAGCUUUGGCAUCAGAGAUAUGUUAUUGUUCUGCUUCAUCAUUUAUCUUCAGUAAGAUGCAUUUUUCAUGUUGAUUAUGAUCAACAUUGUAUCAUAAUGAUAAUUGUGAAAUUUAACUUUUUAGUAGUGCCAAACCCUUUUAUUACCAGUAUUACCAUUUACCAUGACAUUAUUUUGUUUUGUCAUCAGUAGUUUGCAAAAGUUAUUAGGAUUAUAUGCUGAGAAAUUGAUGAAAUCUUAUUUCUUUCAUUUGAUGAUGAGCUUGGAAGUUGCACAUUAUUUCUCAUAAAUUUGAAGCUAUGGUCAUGUAUUAUGUUGAUAAAAUUAAUAAUCUGGACAUCAUGGGCAAGUUGUUAUUAGUGCUCAUUUGGUUCGCGUAGCAAAUUUUAAUUCAUGGAAUGUUAAAUUGGAAAAUUUGGAGUGAUAAAUAUUCCAUAAUCCAUUUUCCAUAUUUGCAGUUUCCAUUGUAUUUGUAAAAAGCCAGAAAAUUUGGGCCGGCCAGACAACAACUGCAGCUCUAGUUGUUUACCCAUCACGGCCCACAUUCUAAGAAAAUGAGCCAUGCUAUAUUAAUUAGUAUACACUACACCCUAGUAUAGGACCAUAACCUACACCCCCUACAAAACGCAGCGUUUGCGUUUUUCCCCUACCCCCACAAACUACAGUAACUACCCCCACUCACCCCCACUAACCACAGUAAAUUAGAAAUAACUUCCCCUACCCCACAUAUAUAUUAUUAAAAAAAAAACUAUCCAUUUCAAAUUAUUCUCUCUCUAAAAAACCAUCUUCUUCAUUUCUCUAGAAUUUCUCUCUCAUCAACACCGUCGAAUCGGAACGAAAUUCUCUUCAAAUUAUUGCAAAAUUGCUUCAAAACA
Chenopodium quinoa (quinoa) is the source of this 3881-nucleotide messenger RNA. Its product is annotated as UPF0496 protein 1-like. Bases 1547 to 2722 code for a protein of 391 amino acids. The transcript has a single exon. The record is from RefSeq and is a predicted model, not a curated record. Lineage: Eukaryota; Viridiplantae; Streptophyta; Magnoliopsida; Caryophyllales; Amaranthaceae.